AUGCAUAUCAGAUUUGCUACUGGAAACGACAAGUGUGGUGAUGAUUUAAAAAUUAUACACGAAGAACCGAGACAUUCGCAAAGUCAAAGGUCCGUCAAAAGGGCCAAUCAAAAUGUGGAAAAUAUACUUGCCACUUUGUUACAAGACAAUAAAACCAAAAAAUGGAGUGAAGGACUAAAAUUUGUUCAAUUCAUAAAAAAUCGAUCCUUACAUCAUAGAAUAAAAUGCAGCCAAUAUGAAGCAAUGUUUGGAUGUAGUGCUAAAAUUGGAUUAAAGUCAUCGCUACUUCCAAUAUCAAUAAUUAAUAAAUUGAUAACCGAAGAAGAUUUAGAGGCAGCUAUUACGCCAAUGAAUACUUGA
This is a messenger RNA of Metopolophium dirhodum (rose-grain aphid), 360 nucleotides long. Its product is annotated as KRAB-A domain-containing protein 2-like. Gene Ontology annotation, molecular function: nucleic acid binding. The coding region runs from base 1 to 360 and encodes 119 amino acids. The record is from RefSeq and is a predicted model, not a curated record. NCBI's taxonomy places the organism in Eukaryota, Metazoa, Arthropoda, Insecta, Hemiptera, Aphididae. The transcript has 2 exons.